Molecule: messenger RNA, 3064 nt
Organism: Suricata suricatta (meerkat)
Lineage: Eukaryota; Metazoa; Chordata; Mammalia; Carnivora; Herpestidae
Gene: LMNA
Product: lamin A/C
Exons: 12
Coding region: 187-2178 (663 amino acids)
Source: RefSeq, a predicted model, not a curated record
AGCGCCGCCGCCACAGCCGCGCACCCAGGCUCCGAGGUCCGACAGCACCCGGCCCAGACCCCACGCCUGCCAGGAGCGAGCCAGCCGGCCGGCGCGCUCCGACCCCGCACUCUCUGUCCUUCGGCCCGAGCCCCGCGCCCUUCCCGGGACCUCUGCCCCGCGGGCAGCGUUGCCACCCUGCCGGCCAUGGAGACCCCGUCCCAGCGGCGCGCCACCCGCAGCGGGGCGCAGGCCAGCUCCACCCCGCUGUCGCCUACCCGCAUCACCCGGCUGCAGGAGAAGGAGGACCUGCAGGAGCUCAAUGACCGCCUGGCUGUCUACAUCGACCGUGUGCGGUCGCUGGAGACGGAGAACGCGGGGCUGCGCCUCCGCAUCACCGAGUCCGAGGAGGUGGUCAGCCGCGAGGUGUCCGGCAUCAAGGCCGCAUACGAGGCCGAGCUCGGGGAUGCCCGCAAGACCCUCGACUCGGUGGCCAAGGAGCGCGCCCGCCUGCAGCUGGAGCUGAGCAAAGUGCGCGAGGAGUUCAAGGAGCUCAAAGCGCGCAAUACCAAGAAGGAGGGCGACCUGAUGGCCGCCCAGGCCCGACUCAAGGACCUGGAGGCUCUGCUCAACUCCAAGGAGGCUGCACUGAGCACCGCGCUCAGCGAGAAGCGCACGCUGGAGGGCGAGCUCCAUGACCUGCGGGGCCAGGUGGCCAAGCUCGAGGCUGCCCUGGGUGAGGCCAAGAAGCAGCUCCAGGACGAGAUGCUGCGGCGGGUGGACGCAGAAAACAGGCUGCAGACACUGAAGGAGGAGCUGGACUUCCAGAAGAACAUCUACAGCGAGGAGCUUCGUGAGACCAAGCGCCGCCACGAGACCCGGCUGGUGGAGAUCGACAACGGCAAGCAGCGUGAGUUCGAGAGCCGGCUGGCUGACGCGCUGCAGGAGCUGCGGGCCCAGCACGAGGACCAGGUGGAGCAGUACAAGAAGGAGCUGGAGAAGACCUACUCCGCCAAGCUGGACAACGCCAGGCAGUCCGCUGAGAGGAACAGCAACCUGGUGGGGGCCGCGCACGAGGAGCUGCAGCAGUCUCGCAUCCGCAUCGACAGCCUGUCGGCCCAGCUCAGCCAGCUGCAGAAGCAGCUGGCCGCCAAGGAGGCGAAGCUGCGGGACCUGGAAGACUCGCUGGCCCGGGAGCGGGACACCAGCCGGCGGCUGCUGGCGGAGAAGGAGCGGGAGAUGGCGGAGAUGCGGGCGAGGAUGCAGCAGCAGCUGGACGAGUAUCAGGAGCUGCUGGACAUCAAGCUGGCGCUGGACAUGGAGAUCCACGCCUACCGCAAGCUCCUGGAGGGCGAGGAGGAGAGGCUGCGCCUGUCCCCCAGCCCCACCUCCCAGCGCAGCCGCGGCCGCGCCUCCUCCCACUCCUCCCAGACGCAGGGCUCAGGCAGCGUCACCAAGAAGCGCAAGCUGGAGGCGGCCGAGAGCAGGAGCAGCUUCUCACAGCACGCUCGCACCAGCGGCCGCGUGGCCGUGGAGGAGGUGGACGAGGAGGGCAAGUUCGUGCGGCUGCGCAACAAGUCCAGUGAGGACCAAUCCAUGGGCAAUUGGCAGAUCAAGCGCCAGAAUGGAGAUGACCCCCUGCUGACCUACCGCUUCCCGCCGAAGUUCACCCUGAAGGCGGGGCAGGCGGUGACGAUCUGGGCCGCGGGAGCCGGGGCCACGCACAGCCCCCCGACCGACCUGGUGUGGAAGGCGCAGAACACGUGGGGCUGCGGGAACAGCCUGCGCACGGCUCUCAUCAACUCCACCGGGGAGGAGGUGGCCAUGCGCAAGCUGGUGCGCUCGGUGACCGUGGUCGAGGACGACGAGGAUGAGGAUGGGGAUGACCUGCUCCAUCACCACCAUGGCUCCCACUGCAGCAGCUCGGGGGACCCCGCCGAGUACAACCUGCGCUCGCGCACCGUGCUGUGCGGCACGUGCGGGCAGCCCGCGGACAAGGCUUCCGCCAGCGCGGGAGCCCAGGUGGGCGGAACCAUCUCCUCUGGCUCUUCCGCCUCCAGUGUCACGGUCACCCGCAGCUACCGCAGUGUGGGGGGCAGUGGGGGGAGCGGCUUCGGGGACAGCCUGGUCACCCGCUCCUACCUCCUGGGCAACUCCAGCCCUCGGACCCAGAGCCCCCAGAACUGCCGCAUCAUGUAAUCUGGGACCUGCCAGGCCGGGGUGAGGAUGGAGGCCUCGAGUCCUCCUCACCUCGUGCCCCCCCACUCUGCCCUGUGCCUCAGGGGAGGGGCUUGAAGCCAAAGAAAAUACCCUUUUGGUUUGUCUUCUAUGUUUUGUUUUUUUUCUAAGAGAACUUAUUUUCUACAGUGAUUUUAUACUGAAGGAGAGACACAAGCAACAAAAAAAAAAAAAAAAAAAAAAAGGCACGUCUAUCUCCAGCCCCUCCUUUCCCUGCUUCCAGGAAACUCACAUCUGCCUUAAAACCAAAGAGGGCUUCCUCCAGAAGCCGAGGAAAAGGGGUGCUUUUACAGAGCCUAGUUCCUGCUUCUAUGCCCUGCCUGCUGCCCCCCCUGCCCCGGGGACCCCAUGAACACGGUGCCUGAGAGGCGGGUGUGGGCUCCUGUGCCAGCCGCCAAGGGAGGAGGGCAGCGCCGGCCCCUGGGCCAGCCCCCACCGUUCACUAUGCCUGGCUCAGGCCCCCUGCCGCCCCGUCCCAGCCCCGGGGCUGACUCCUUCUGCCAGGUCUCAGCCGCACUCGCUUUUUCUGUAUGUUACUUAGACAAGAGAUGGGAAUGAAGUGGGAAAGAGGGGAAGGAAGGUUCUUUGAGCCUGCCUCACCUGGAAGCCGGAAGCAGGGCUCUGCCCUGUUCCUGGAGGUCAAGGUCAAGUGGGUGCAGGGAAGGAGGGAGAUGGAGGGUACUAGGAAGGGUGGGAGCCCGCCUGGCCCCACGAUGAAGAAGGAAGGUGAGAAGGCGUAGAGGGGGUUGUGUCCGUGGUUUUGGCAAACACUAAAGAGCCCCUUGCCCCCACAUUUCCCAUCUGCACCCCUUCUCUCCCCCCCAAAUCAAUACACUAGUUGUUUCUA